UCGGUCAUAUAACACAGUUAUGAUAAGAAUCGAAUAAGAGCUGUCAAAAUUUUCAGUACAACACUACAAAAAAGAGAGAGAGAGGAAGAGAAAAAUCCUCCUAAAUUACGAGUACAAAUGCUAUUUCGGCCGCAAAAAUCUUUAUAAAAGAUUAAAUAAUAAAUUUAUCAAGAAAUUUACAAAAUCUUUCUAAUCAUCAAACACAGAGAUAAAAUGGGUCAAACAAUGGGCAGAAUGCCUGAGACGUGGACUGGUAUUCUGGAGGAAAGAGAUCGCGUUUUACAUUGGAGUUCGGAAGUCUUGGCUAGGGUGCAGGAUAACGUUACGAACGAAGAUACCUUCCUCAUGGACUACGACGACGACAAGAUCGACAAUAAAAUAGAAAUAUGGAUCAAAACUAAUCAAACACAAGUUGAGGAGACGUUUAAAAAAUUCCCGAACGCGUCACUGUCACUCAAAAAUGUAGUUAAUGCUGGAAUCGAAAAGAUUAGUGAAGAAAUACGAACAAAAAUGAGAAAGGAUUACCAACAGGCCUACAGUGACAUUAAAAAAUUUAACAAAAAGGUGGAUGAGCUAGGAGCAAAUGAAAGAAAGCUACACGCAGAAAUACAAAGUUUAGAAGAGGAAUGCGCGGGUGAUACAAAAAAGUUUCAAAAAAAAUUUGGGCCGUUGCGACUAAAAGUUUUCGAUAAUUUGAGAACCGGGGAAAAAAUGAUUUUCAAAGACAAAAGGUUGAAAAGUGAUUUUACUAAACGGAUUUACGAUAUUGAUCAUAAACACUCGGCUGAGUGUGUAAAACAGAUAGAUAAGUUACUCAAAGACUUCGAGAAAAAUGUGGCAAAAGAAGAAACGUAAAACGAUACAGACAAAAAUGUCCCAACACGCGUCUUCGCAUACGCGAUUGCGCGCGUUAAAAAAGAAAAAGUUAUUUAAAUUUUUUUUUAAAUAUUGUCUUUUUACUAGUCAACUAGUUUCAUUCAAAAUCAUUAUGUACAAAGAAGAAAAGUUUGAUGCAUUAACCACGUGUAUUAUAAAUUGACAAUAAACAUUAACAGAAUGACAGAUUCGCUAGUGAA
Solenopsis invicta (red fire ant) is the source of this 1076-nucleotide messenger RNA. RefSeq lists its product as uncharacterized. Lineage: Eukaryota; Metazoa; Arthropoda; Insecta; Hymenoptera; Formicidae. The record is from RefSeq and is a predicted model, not a curated record. Bases 214 to 855 code for a protein of 213 amino acids. The transcript has 5 exons.